UUUUCUCUUCUUCACAGUUUCAUGUUAUUUUUUUAUUGUCGUUUUCAUUUGUUUUUUGCUUUUUCUUUGUUUCUUUUAAUGUUGUUCUUUAAUUGGUGAUUAUAUUUUUGUCAUAUUUAAUGGAAGAUAAUCUAGAAGAUUAUUUUGAUUUACUGUUAAAUCAAUUGGAAUAUGAGUUAUCCCAUCUACCAGAAUCCAAUAAUUUUAUCACUUCUCUUUCAUGUUCACCAAAUAAAAACAUAACAACAACAACAUCUUCAUCAUCAUCAAGAACAACAACAACAACAACUGUUACCAACAAUGAGAAUUUCAAUAGUAACAAUGGUAACCUGAUUGACAAUGAUUCUAUUAUAAUUGAUGAUGAUAAUGAGGUUAAUUGUAAUAGCCAGGAUAGUUUAAUUAACACUUAUCAAUCAUUUGAUAAUAUUUUCACUUCUCAAUAUCAAACAGAAAACCAUUUGAAUAAUAAUCAUCACCAUUUUGUAAACAACAACAACAAUUCAAUUACUUCAACCAUUGAAAACAAUGAUGAUAAUCAAAUUGGUGAUGAUGAAGCAGACCAUAUGAAUUAUUCUGAGAGUACAAUCAAUGAUACAAUCAGUGAUCAACAAUUUAAAGGUGAUAAAUUAACACCAACAACAAUUAUUACAACAAAUAACAUCAUCAUCCCAUCAUCUUUAACAACCGACACAAUUACAACCACAACUACAACAACAACCUCCACACUGGCCAGUAAUAGUUAUUCAUCUGUAUCACAUUUAACCAAAUUUAAUCAACAACGAGAAUCAUCAUUAUCAUUAAAAAAUUAUAAUCGAUCCUCUUUCUAUGAAAAUAAUGAUGAGAUUUCAUAUAAUCUAUUGACAGCAUCACAAAUUCAAAGAAUCAUUGAUCAUUACAAACUCUUGGUUAACGAUCACCAUGAGGAGCCUAUGGAAGUCAAAUGGGACCGGAAAGGCAAAAAAACCAAUGGAUCCAAUGGUGGAACCGAUAAUCUAACCAAUAGUAAUUUAUUUGGUUGCGAUGUUAAUGAAAUUGAGAAAGCUAAUGGUGGAUUAAUAUUACCGCCUUUUAUUGAGAAUGCGUUACUUUAUCUACUUCGAUAUGGAAUCAAUUCAGUUGGGAUUUUCCGUAAAUCGGGAGUUAAAUCACGAAUUAUGUCGUUAAGGCAAAAAUUAGAAGCCAUGACUGGAUCUAAAUCAAAAGAAUCAACAAUCAACAGGCCAACAGAUUAUCAAAACAAUGGUAUUAAUGGUAAUACAAUCAACGGUGGGAAUGGUUUUAGUGUCGCUGGUGUAACAACUUUGCCUCGAACUGGCCUGAAUAAUGGAUCAAGAGAUUUGUAUUCUAUGGGAUUAGGAACAGAAAGUGGAUCUUCAACCAUUAAAUAUCGUUUAUCCUCAUCUUAUGCUCCCGGUGAAGAGUUUUGUGUGUACGAUGUUGCCGAUAUGGUGAAAAUGUGGCUACGUGAGAUCAAACCUCGUCCCUUGAUUACCAAAGAAGUGAUCGCCGCUUAUAAAGAGAUGAUGUCAAGUAUUAAUAAUAAUGUUGAAAAUUCGAGCAAUACCAAUGGUCAUGGUAACACUUCGUCCAAUAGUCCGUCACCUAUUGACCUUAGUCUGAAAUUAACCGUCCUUUUAACCGAUUCCCAAAGAGCUUUAUUAGAGAUUUUUUUACAUUUUUUAUCUCUUUUUGCUGCUAAUUGUGAAGUUAAUCAAAUGAGCUCACAAAAUUUAGCAAUUUGCUUCACUCCAUCUCUAUGUGAAUGUAGUGCACUUACCGGAACCGGAACAAAUUCAGGAGGUGGGACAAAUACAAUAAAUAACAAUUUAAAUGGUAUUUCCAAUAAUAAUAAUCAUCUGAAUGGUAAUCACAAUAUAAAUAAUAAUAAUGGUCUUCCAUUUGGUCAAGAUAAUAAUAAUGGUUUCCAUGUUAAUGGUGGAUCAUCUUUACCUAGAUCAGCUGAUACAGAGAUAAUCUUUGAUGCCCAGAAAUGCCUUCAAUAUUUAAUUGAAAAUUGUUCAGCUAUUUCCAUGAUUCCAUCAAGUUCAUUACCAUUUCCACCCUCACCAAGCAUGAUAACUUUAACUGGAAACACCAAUAAUAUUAAUAAGAAACCUGGUAAAACAACAACACCCAAAAAAACAGGAUCGGGUUACCAAACGAUGGAUCAAUCUAUGGAUAUUUCAUCGGAUGAUGUUGACCAUUUAAGCUCACUGAUGCCUUCCCUUUCCUUGACCAAUGGUGGAUAUUUAACCUCUACUAAUGGUGCUAAUGAUGAUCGAUUCCAAACCAAAUCACCGUCCAAUUCAAAUUUAAUCAAUGGAGGUCAUUUAUUACCCUCAACUUACGAGUCGAGUAUAACAAUUAACGCAGCUCCAAUUGAUAUAUUGAAACGAAUUCUUUAUCAGCGUAAUUUAUUUGAUCCAAGUGUCGUCGAAUGGAGGAUAAUUAAACAAACACCGAGUGAAAACUCUGAUACCUAUGAAUUUAAAGUUCAAUCGAGUUUCUUUCUUCCCCUGAAAACAUUUACCAUCCAAAGAAAAUGGAGUUUCAUUGAAAAUCAAUCUCUAAUUGAUAAUCCAACCUCAUCAUCUACACUUUACAAUACAUCAUCAUCAACAACAACAUCGCCAUCCUCAUCUUCAAGAUCAUUUUAUUCAUCACUACGAAAACCUAAACCAAACAAGAAUACGUUCAAAGGGAUCAUCCUAAGAGAAACAGGGUAUCUCUAUGAUUCAUGGUGGAAAAUAGGAACUUCUGGUGAAGGAAAAUGUCAACUAGAUAUUUCCAUUGCCGUAGAUCUCAGGGGACAUUCAUUUUAUUGGUACACCAACACAUUCCCAGCAAUAAUAGAUUGGCAAUUGUAUCAAAUCAAACAAUCAUUCCUAGUGGAUUUCAUUGAGACCAAAAAUUUUAAAUCAACCAACGUUUAAAUGCUGAAAGACAAUUUGAUUUACAAAUUAACUUUACAAUCAAAUUCAAAUUCAUAGUCUCUCUCCUUCAAUUUGUCAACUCUAACUGGCCUUUCUCUCUCUCUCUCUCUCUCACCUCUUCUCUGUCCAUCCAUCAUCAUCAUCAUCUCAUCCUUAUUCUUCCAAUUAUCUUCAUCCCUAUUUCUUUUUUUUUCAUUUAUCUCUCUCAAUCCAUUUCUCUUUAAACUCUGUCUAUUUUGUCUGUCUCCAUUUUGGUUAAACCGAAAUCACUUCAAUAAAACUUAAAUUGAUUAUUUAUCAUAA
Molecule: messenger RNA, 3236 nt
Organism: Panonychus citri (citrus red mite)
Lineage: Eukaryota; Metazoa; Arthropoda; Arachnida; Trombidiformes; Tetranychidae
Exons: 3
Coding region: 120-2933 (937 amino acids)
Biological process (GO): signal transduction; regulation of Rho protein signal transduction; actin cytoskeleton organization
Molecular function (GO): GTPase activator activity
Source: RefSeq, a predicted model, not a curated record